This is a messenger RNA of Capsicum annuum, 863 nucleotides long. RefSeq lists its product as uncharacterized. Lineage: Eukaryota; Viridiplantae; Streptophyta; Magnoliopsida; Solanales; Solanaceae. Bases 184 to 663 code for a protein of 159 amino acids. The record is from RefSeq and is a predicted model, not a curated record. The transcript has 2 exons.
GUAGUUGAACCCCACAUUUUCCUUUCUUGUAGAAUCUCCAUUACUUCCACACACUCUUUUUACCGACAAAAACUCAUUUUCUUCAUUAAUACAUCAACCAUUUGCACCUUCAAAAAGUAAUAUAUACUCCAAUUCAUCUUUUCUAAUUUGGGUUAAACAAUAAAAUAACAAAAAAAAAAAAGCAUGAAAUUUUUUAGAACACUAAGUAUACUUGUUCUUUUUUGUCUCAUCACAAUUUCCUCUGAAAUUAUUCACGCAACUGGUGAUCAGAAAAAUGUCCAAGACAAGCAAAAAGAUCAAUCUCCUACACAAAUGCUAGAAGAAGCCUACUCUAUGCUUGUUACAUCUUCAUUGCGUUCUUGGGAUAUGGUUAAGUCCUAUAUUAAUCAAUUUCAACUUAAGUAUUUUCCUCCAAAUGUAGAUUUUAGGAGCAAGGAAGAUAGCAAGGCUAAUGGAGGUGCUGGAGAGAGGAUAAUGGAUGCUACUCAGAAGAGCUUUUCAAAGAGCAAAGAGACCGUAGAAGGAUCCGCCAAAUCUGCGGCAGAGGCGAUGGAGCAGAAAGUGCAUGAAACAGCUGAGAAAGUGAAGAAUACAAUGUCUGCAGGACACAAAAAAACUGAGAAAAUUAAGGAUAUCGAGUCUUCAGCACAUGAUGAACUCUGAAAAUAAUCUACCAACAAAACAGAAAAAUUAAGGAGUGAUUAGCAUUUCUGAUUAACUUGUGCAGUGUAAGACUUUUGACAGUUUUUCGCCUUUAGAUCUUCAAUAGCAUCAUAAGUUUGUGAUUUCUCUACAUUCAAAUUUUGAUUCCUGUAAAAAUUCCACAACAGUUUAGGUAUGACUGAUUGGACUUUGCCUGUGAA